UACUGCAAUUCAGUCUUACAAGCUCUUUAUUAUUGCAAACCAUUCCGAGAAUGUGUCUUAAACUAUCAGACAGGUGCUGGCGCCAUGGUCUCACAUUAUCCACUCAGUCCUACAACCCCAGCAUUUAGCAUCCAUAGUGCUAGCAAAUCCAUGUUCUUGUGUCUUCAGGAUUUGUUUCAACGGAUUCAAAAUCAUUCCAAAAAGACUCAAUACUUUACACCCACUGCUUUUGUAGCCAAGGUCAAGAAAGAAAAUGAAUUAUUCAGGAGUUCAAUGCAUCAGGACGCACACGAGUUUUUAAUGUUCAUCAUGAGUGCCAUCACUGAAGAUAUUGAGGCUGAUAUCAAAAAGUCUCAGAAGGAAUUUGAGGACAACAUGCCUAAAGCAUUCAUCACAAAUGGAUCCUACGGCCACAAGAAAGUGUGGGUUCAAAAAUUGUUUGAGGGUCAACUGACGAACGAAAUCAAGUGUUUGACCUGUGAGAAGACCACAAACAGAGCAGAGUCUUUUAUGGAUCUUUCAUUAGAUAUUGAACAGAAUUCCUCUGUGACUAGUUGCUUGAGACAGUUUUCAGCAUCAGAAAUGCUCUGCCAUAAGGACAAGUUUUAUUGUGAUGAAUGCUGUGGAUUGCAGGAAGCUGAAAAGAGGAUGAAGAUCCAAGUGUUGCCUAAUAUCCUAUCACUUCAUCUCAAGCGAUUCAAAUACCAGGAAGCACUUCAAAAAUAUGUAAAGCUAUCGUACCGAGUCUCUUUUCCAAUGGAACUUCGAUUAUUUAACACGGUGGACGAAAUGGAGGAUCCGGAUAGGAUCUAUGAUUUGAAUGCAUUUGUAGUCCAUGUUGGAAGUGGACCUCAUCAUGGUCAUUAUGUCGCUGUUGUUAAGCAUCAGGAUCGAUGGCUUCUCUUUGAUGAUGAAAAUGUUGAAACGAUUGAUGAAUCAGACAUCCACAAAUAUUUUGGCGACUCUUCACAAUUAGGCUCAGGAUAUGUUUUGUUUUAUCAGGCUCGUGAU
Lobosporangium transversale is the source of this 1011-nucleotide messenger RNA. RefSeq lists its product as hypothetical. Gene Ontology annotation, cellular component: nucleus; cytosol. Gene Ontology annotation, biological process: protein deubiquitination. The annotation marks the transcript as partial. Lineage: Eukaryota; Fungi; Mortierellomycota; Mortierellomycetes; Mortierellales; Mortierellaceae. The record is from RefSeq and is a predicted model, not a curated record. The transcript is spliced from 7 exons. Gene Ontology annotation, molecular function: cysteine-type deubiquitinase activity; cysteine-type endopeptidase activity.